This is a messenger RNA of Corythoichthys intestinalis (scribbled pipefish), 4211 nucleotides long. RefSeq names its product chemokine (C-X-C motif) ligand 12b (stromal cell-derived factor 1) (gene cxcl12b). Gene Ontology annotation, biological process: immune response; defense response; chemotaxis. Lineage: Eukaryota; Metazoa; Chordata; Actinopteri; Syngnathiformes; Syngnathidae. Bases 54 to 362 code for a protein of 102 amino acids. Gene Ontology annotation, molecular function: chemokine activity. The record is from RefSeq and is a predicted model, not a curated record. The transcript is spliced from 4 exons. Gene Ontology annotation, cellular component: extracellular region.
CCUCAGUCGUGCCCUGGACUGUAGCGGAGGGAGCAGCUUGAGCGAGCACAGACAUGGAUGUCAAACUGCUGCCACUGUUACUUCUGUUGGCCGUGAUCAUACAUGGACCUACAAGUACCGCAAAACCCAUCAGUCUUGUGGAAAGAUGCUGGUGUCGUUCAACGCUAAACACGGUUCCUCAGCGCUCCAUCAAAGAGCUCAAGUUCCUCCACACGCCUAACUGUCCCUUUCAAGUCAUUGCCAAGCUGAAGAGCAACAGAGAAGUUUGCAUCAAUCCGGAAACCAAGUGGCUGCAGCAGUAUUUAAAGAACGCCAUUAACAAGGUGAAAAAGUCAAGAAGACGCAACAACAAAAAACACUAGUCUGAGGGAUGUCUUCCAUCAGGUCCAACACCCUCAGGUCCAUCUAACCUGUGUACCUCCUUCCCACUGCUAUGGAUGUAUGUAAACACGCUGUAUUUACCCGUCCACUUCUCUGGACUGCUUGCACAAGAAGCACUUCACCGCCAAUCCGUGCCACCCGUCACAGGCCUCUCUGGACACCCACUGAGUCCCCCCAUGACCCCCUCCACGGUAGCACCAAGUGCAAUUAAAGCCUGGUUUGGGACGAUGGACACAAGAUGAUGUCACUUGUGUUUGAGUGAGUGCUGGUUGAUCAGCUGAAAUGAUAUCAUUGAGGGAAAAUUCUGUUGAGUGAGGGUUUUAGGAUGAUUAUAACUAAUAUUGGCAUGCCAAUUCCAAAAUUGGAGUCGGGUUUUUUUUUCUAGCAAGUCAAGUAUUUUCCCCAGCGUUUAUGUACUUGGUUGCCAUACUGUUUGUGAAAACAUAAUUGCGUUAAAUAAACACUGCAGUCAAGGCUGUUUCUUUUAUAUCAUUUCAUGUCAAUAUCAGGUGGAAUGGAAAAGUAUCUGAACCUUUUGGAAUUUCUCACAUUUCAACAUAAAAUCACCAUCGAAUGUGAUCUGAUCUUUGUCAAAAUCACACAGAUGAAAAAACUGUCUGCUUUAACUAAAACCACCCAAACAUUUAUAGUUUAGUUAUAGUUUUUCAUAUUUUAAUAAUGAGGAUGGUAUUCCAACAAUGACAGAAGGCGGAAAAAUAAGUAAGUGAAGCAUCACAUUUAAUAUUUUGUGCCACCCUCCUUGGCAGCAAUAACUCCAACCAGAGGCUUCCUGUAGGUGCAGAUCAGUCUGGCACAUCGAUCAGGACUAAUGCUGGCCCAUUCUUCUCUACAAAAGUGCUGUAGUUCAGUCAGAUUCCUUGGAUGUCUGGCAUGAAAUGCUGUCUAUAGGUCAUGCCACAGCAUCUCAAUGGGGUUCAAGUCUGGACUUUGACUUGGCCACUCCAGAAUGUGUAUUUUGUUCUUUUGAAACCAUUCUUAACUUGGUUUACUUCUGGUCUGGAUCAUUGUCUUGUUGCAGCAUCCGUCCUCUUUUUAGCUUCAACUGUCUGACAGACGGCCUCUUGUUUCCAGCAAAACUUUUGAAUUCAUUCUUUCAUGAAUGUUUGCAAGUUGUCCAGGCCCUGAGGCAGCAAAACAGCCCCAAAUCAUGAUGCUCCCUCCACCGUGCUUCACGGUGGGGAUGAGGUGUUGAUGUAGGUGAGCUGUUCAAUUUUUCUUCCACACAUGACGUUGUGUGUUACUCCCAAACAAUUCCAACUUUGGUUUCAUCAGUCCACAAAACAUUUUGCCAAAACGUCCGUGGAGUGUCCAAGUGGCUUUUUCCGAACAUUAAACGAGCAACAAUGUUUUUGUUUUCAGACAGCAGUGACUUCCUCCGUGGAGUCCUCCCAUGAACACCUUUCUCGGCCAUAGUUUUACAUAUAGUUGAUGUGUGCACAGAGAUAUUGGACUGUGCCAGUUAUUUCUGGAGGUCUUUAGCAGACACUCUAGGGUGCUUUUUUACCUCUCUGAGUAUUCUGCGCUGAACUCUUGGCAUCUUAUUUGGUGGACAGCCACUCCUUGGGAGAGAAGCAACAGUGCCAAACUCUCUCCAUUUGUCGACAACUUCUUUGACUGUUGAUUGUUGAACAUCCAGACUUUUAGAGAUUGUUUUGUAUCCUUUCCCAGCUUUAUACAAAUCAACAAUCCUUGAUCACAGGUCUUCAGACUGCUCUUUUGACCGAGCCAUGAUGCACAUCAGACAAUGCUUCUCAUCAAGACAAUUGUUACCAGGUGUGUGUUUUAUAGUGGGCAGGGCAGCUUUAAACCACUCAUCAGUGAUUGGGCACACACCUGACUUAAUUUGUUUGGUAUAAAUUGGUUUCAAUUGCUCUUUAAGUCUCCUUAGGCAGAGGGUUCACUUACUUAUUGUUCCCCCUUCUGUCCUCAUUAAAAUAUGAACACGUAUAAAUGUUUGGGUGCUUUCAGUUUAUGCAGUUAUUUCAUCUGUGUGAUUUUGACAACGAUUGGAUUAAAUUUGAUGGUGAUUUAAUGAAGAAAUGUGAGAAAUUGCAAAAUCUUCAGAUACUUUUUCAUACCACUGUAAACAUACAAAACAGGCAUAUUUUUGUGAAGUACAGUAUCUUUCAUAUUUCAAAAACUUGACAUGACAGAGAAAAAAACUCAAAUUAGUUUUGGAGUCCGCACCCAAGUUAGUUAUAAACAGCUGAAACAACUAAAAAGUAAAAACCUCACUCAACAAAAAUUGUGUUCCCCAGUGUAAUGUGCGUAGAUAGUGUGUGAAUAUAAAUACACUUUCAGCUUCCUGCAUGAGUAAUGAAUGUGCCGACCACCUCAUGGAAGUGAAUGGUCAUGUUUAAGUGCCUAGAUGGCGAUAGAAUGACAGUGAAUAAGUGUCCUUUAAAAAUUCAGAUUCCUCAAAGGAAAUAUAAGUGGUAUGAUCUUCAUUAGCAAGUUCUAUUAUUACAGCAUUUGUUUUUCUUUUAUGCUUCAGGGUCUAGAAUGUCCAUUAAGGUGUUUCCUGCAUUAAAUAUGUGAAAAUGGCACUGUUAAACUAAUCAACAACCACUGACCAUAUGGUGCUUCAUAUUAUUUUUACAGUAAAGGCCAGAGCCAUUCUUAUUUGAGUGGUUUGUACUGUUAAUUCCUGCAAAACUAUAAUCAGCUCACGCCUAUAUUUUUAUGAGAGUUUACUGAUGGCGAUAUGUGGAAAUGACAACUGAACUUCAUGUUAAUGUCACCCAAUGCAGAGAAAAGUGAUGAAGAAAAGGUUUUGUUGUAUGUGUGUUAAUGCAGCUUUUACUGACUGAACAUAUCAGUACACAGUAGAGACCAAAUAUUUAUUCAGUGCAACAGGCAACAAGAUGUAACCUCAGCUAAGAGAUCAGAAUUCCAAGUCUGGUUCAAGUUUUGAUUGUUUUUAGAUGACGGCAGAAACCGAAUUAAGAAAUAAAUGCGAGUUGACUGCAGAUCAUCAAAAUAAGGGUUUGUGUGAAAGUAGUGUACUCAGAGGCGUCGCGUCCCAUUAGGCAAACCAGGCAAUUGCCUAGGGCCCCCAGCCAGCAGGGGCCCCCAGAGGGCCAACAGAUUUAGCACACGCAGUUUUACUGCACUGUCGCAGCAAUCAAUACCAUGGAAUCAUUUGGCAGAUUAUCUAAUAAUUCUGUUAUCAAUCCCAAUCAGCACUAACCAUGUCACGUAGAUUAUAGAUGUUUAAGAAAGUGCAAUCAGCUAUUAAUACCACAUGAUUGUUUAAAGAGUGACUCACCAAGUACUCUCUGGAAAGUCCUUGCCGAGUUGUUUGACGUUGAUUUUCACAGGCCACCUCAUUAUUCAUGUGACUACUUAAAGAAAUGGUGAUUUUUCCAAAAAAAAGCCUAUUAACCGGUCUAUCGUAUUCCUCGUCGAAUACUCUAUAAGAAAAAUAUAACAUAUGUGCAUCUAAAAUAAUCCUAAACGAUGUUAUUAUCAAUUAUAAUACUCCUUUUAGUAAGGUUCCUGGGUAUGCGUACGUUCCCAUAGCAACCAGUCCUGUUAUUGUCCUACGUCACAAGCACUGCGUAUUCUGGGAGCGAGAAUAGGCGUAAGGUACGCAUUUCGAGCAGAGCAAUCUGAGUGCGUCCAUGAACGAACGUAAGUACAUCCAUAUGAGUCAGUGUGUAAAGUGUUUAGUUUUCGCCACUUUUAUGGCCAAGAUGACCCCCCCCACCUUUGUGUUCAUUAUACUGUGCGAGUAUGUACAGUGCCCUCCAUAAUUAUUGGCACCCCUGAAAAAGAUGUUUUUUAGCUUGUAAUAUAUUUUUUUUAUU